Messenger RNA from Oncorhynchus nerka (sockeye salmon), 1986 nucleotides. Its product is annotated as ATP-sensitive inward rectifier potassium channel 8-like. Lineage: Eukaryota; Metazoa; Chordata; Actinopteri; Salmoniformes; Salmonidae. Gene Ontology annotation, molecular function: ATP-activated inward rectifier potassium channel activity. The record is from RefSeq and is a predicted model, not a curated record. Bases 289 to 1374 code for a protein of 361 amino acids. Gene Ontology annotation, cellular component: plasma membrane. Gene Ontology annotation, biological process: potassium ion import across plasma membrane; regulation of monoatomic ion transmembrane transport. The transcript has 2 exons.
GCGGAGCAGCUACGUCAAGAGAAUUUGGGAUGCGCCCUGGGUCUGUGACUGCCUGGAAACUCUCACCCGUCAGUACAACUUUUUGGAAGUGGCGCUGGAGCUACCAACCCCUAAUGUGAUAGAAGUUAAUUUAAAUCAAAUCGAUGAAAAACUUUGCAAAAUAAUACGAAUUUAUCCAACUUUGAAUCAUGUUUUACGCAAGCUGACAGGAGAAUUACGCACGACUAAAAAACACUUCGGUUUACUGAAACCAUCCGACUUUUUUCCUCUAUUGCAAAUGCAGUAAGGAUGUUGGCGAGAAAAAGCAUCAUCCCGGAGGAGUUCUCCCUACCGGGGCUUGCUUCGAGGAUCCACCGCAAACCAGUGUUCAGGGACCGGGUGAACAAAGCCCGCUUCAUCGCCAAGAGCGGAUCCUGCAACUUGGCGCACAAGAACAUCCGAGAACAGGGAAGAUUCUUGCAAGACGUCUUCACCACUCUGGUGGACCUGAAAUGGCGCUUCACCCUGGUCAUCUUCACCAUGACUUUUCUGUGCAGUUGGCUCCUCUUCGCCAUGUGCUGGUGGCUCGUGGCCUUUGCCCAUGGAGACCUUGUACCCAACCGCACGUCUGGCAUUGAGCAGUGCGUCACCAACGUCAAUUAUCUUUUCUUGUCAUAUCUUAUUUUCAGCCGCAACGCCGUCAUCGCCGUGCGCAACAACCGCCUAUGCUUCAUGACCCGUGUGGGCGACCUUCGCAAGUCCAUGAUCAUUGGCGCUGCCGUCCGCCUCCAGGUGGUACGCAAGACCACCACCCCCGAAGGCGAGGUCAUCCCUAUCCACCAGAUCGACGUGCAAACGGAGAGCGCCGCGGCGAGUAACUCCAUCUUCCUCUUGGCGCCACUCAUUAUCUGCCAUACCAUCAAUAAGGACAGUCCGCUGUACGACCUGUCGGCCAUGGAGCUGCAGUGCAGCGACCUGGAGGUGAUUGUGAUCUUGGAGGGCGUGGUGGAGACCACGGGCAUCACCACCCAGGCCCGGACCUCCUACGUCACCGAGGAGAUCCAGUGGGGUCACCGCUUCGUGCCCAUCGUGACUGAGGAGGACGGGGUGUACUCGGUGGACUACUCCAAGUUUGGGAACACGGUCAAGGUGGCGACGCCGAGGUGUUCGGCCCGCGAGCUGGACGAGAAGCCCUCCAUACUCAUCCAGACGCUGCAGAAGAGCGAGCUGAGCCACCAGAACUCACUGAGGAAGAGGAACUCAAUGAGGCGGAACAACUCCAUGAGGAACGGCGGGAGCUCCGGCACCAUGCGGAGGAACAACUCGGCCCUCACCGUGCCCAAAGUGCAGUUCCUCACACCUGAGGCGGUGGGCCAGAACAUGGCCGUCACAUGACACGAGGCCUGGCUCCCAUUGGCUGUCCUGCUCUUCCUGGGUGGGACCUCCCAUGUUUAUCCUCUGGCUCAGUUAGAGCUGACUCUGGUCCUGUUCCCCACACUCUGCCACAUAUACAGUAGUCAAUGCUAUACCUGACACACACAAUGCCCUGUUAGUACUAUUGUUGUGAGGAUGGAUUUAACCGGUUUUAGUUACUGAUUAGUGUCUCAUUUUCAGUCUGGUUCUUUCCAAGUGCCUUUGCCUUUGUCUGGUUCUAAGCUGUAAUAGGCAUCCACAAGUUGUACUUUAUGAUGUAAAUGCCUUUAGACAUGUAAUAACUCUUUAUAUUGCUUUUUACUGAAUUCUGUACUCAUCACUAAAUCCAUGUGAUGAUUUAAUGUGCUCUUUAAUGUUACCGUGACCAAAGAACAUAUUAUUACAGAUGAUAAUGGCCAACUCCUUUCUAAUAGUAGAAGAAAAUGAUGUUUUGAUAUCAGCUGCAACGUAUUACACACCAACCCGGUUCCUCAUUCUUAUCAGAACCUUUAAUAAAGCAUUUACUUCAGUACUGUAUGAACAUUGUACUGUUUCUGGAAACUGUCACAGUAAAUAGAUCCCCUAUAAAACUGA